CUGGCGAAGUUGUCAGAUUUUCUGAUUUGGUUCUUUCACUUCAGGAAUUUUGUUGGUAAACUUUACUGUAGUGAUUCGUGUCCGUUUCCGUUCGAUCAGUGGCAAUUUUCUUCUGUAGGAUUGAAGAGCAGCCUACCUUUCCAGUUAGUCAGUUACUAACGUGACCAGUUAUCAACACAGUGACCCAGUCAUGUCGAAAUCCGACUGCGUUGUCGACGGUUCGUGGUGUGCCCAAUUCGGAGGGUACGAUAGCGGAUAGCAUGAAGGAGAUGCUGUUCAGCGGACACCUGAGUGAUGUGCAUUGUGUGGUGGGACGGGAUUUUGGGGGAACUAAAGAGUUCCACGCACAUAAGGUGAUCUUGGCUGCCCGUAAUCCGGUGUUCCAUACGAUGUUCUUCGGGAGCUUGCCGGAAAACGGUAACAAGUCCAUCGACAUCCCCGAUAUGAUGCCAGACGCCUUCGCCAAUAUGCUCGGGUUCCUGUACGCCGAUGCGGAUGAUCUUGAGAAUUUGAAUGUGGACAACAUCGUCUCGACGCUGGUUUGUGCGGACAAGUAUGACGUGCCGCGGCUGACCAAGAUCUGCUCCGACUUCAUCGCCAACCAUCUCAGUGUGAACAACUGUUUGACCAUGCUGGAACGGGCUCUCGAAUGGAAUGCUGACAGUGUCGUGCAGAAAUGCCUGGAUUUGGUGGAUGCGAAAAGUGAUCCGGUGCUGCGAUCGGAUCCGUUCACGGCCAUCCGUCCGGCGGCAUUGCGGAUGAUUCUGCAGCGCAGUACCCUCACGGCGGAGGAGAAUGCGGUGUAUAUGGCCGCCGAACGAUGGGCAGCGGCGGCCUGUGCCUGUAAUGAUCUGGAAGCGUCCGCCGUCAAUCGGCGUCAGAUGCUCGGUGACGCGUUGUUCCUGGUGCGGUUUCCCCUCAUGACUCCGUCACAGCUUGCCGACGGUCCUGGUCAGAGCGGUCUCUUGAAUGCAGCGGAAAUCGCCAGCCUCUUCAUGCAUCACAACGCCAACGUUAAGCCGGCGGCACUGGCAUUUCCCACGGAGCGCCGCACUGGAUUGCCGAGCGUUGUUGCGCCCGGUUUUCAGGCUGAUGAAGCUGUGUUUGCGCGAACUACUGCAGUAGGAAAGUGGUGGACGGCGGCAAAGGUUAUCAGAUCGGAUGGGAUGCAGGUGACUGUGCAGUGGUGUCUUUCCGGAAGUCAGGAUACCAUAUCGGCGGACAACGUGGUGCGCGCGACAGACAUCUUGCAACCUGGCCAGCCACUGCAUAUGUUCUGUCCGGAAGGUUCUAAGCUUGUUAGCUAUUUUAUGUCCCCGGCGAAUGGCUGGCAUCAGGUCAUCCAGGGUGUCCUUACGCCUACGGUGCCCUUCAGAUGCUUGGCCCUUCUGCACCAGCAGGUCACGCAGUGGAAAGCGGUCAAUGGGCAGUAAGAGCGCAAGCCAUAGUCCUGCAUGGACUUUUUAGCGUGUAGAGGUGGAUUGUCCUAGUGUAUAUUUAAAAUUUACAUAACUAUUUUUAUAAUUGAUUUUGCCAGCAACCUUGGUCCUUUGUGAAUUGUGAUGCAUGGGUUGUCUGCUCUUGUGCAAUAAUAAUAACA
Molecule: messenger RNA, 1600 nt
Organism: Paramacrobiotus metropolitanus
Lineage: Eukaryota; Metazoa; Tardigrada; Eutardigrada; Parachela; Macrobiotidae
Product: BTB/POZ domain-containing protein 3-like
Exons: 6
Coding region: 261-1433 (390 amino acids)
Molecular function (GO): protein binding
Source: RefSeq, a predicted model, not a curated record